Pelagomonas calceolata is the source of this 2077-nucleotide messenger RNA. NCBI's taxonomy places the organism in Eukaryota, Pelagophyceae, Pelagomonadales, Pelagomonadaceae. The record is from the annotation of a GenBank genome assembly.
CGAUUUUUUGCCUCGGGCGUUUCAUCAGCUGCGGGAGCUAAAAACGGCACGAUGCCUCGUUUUUGAAAGCUUCUCGAGCUGAAAUUCUGCACUCCCCGGCACCACUACGCUUCGGGCGCGCCCGCUGGCGGCAGCAGACACCGCUAGGACGAUGCGCACGAAUGGAGGCCCGACGUGGCGUCACGUCGCCGCCGCGCUAGGCGUAGGCAUCCUCAUCGGCGUCGCAACGACGAAUAACUUCUACAGCCUCAGCGCGGCGCGGCCGUCGACGGAGUUCCACGAGAGCCCGUACGCGCCGGCGCCGCUGGCGCCCUACUACCCGCCGAAGCAGCCGAGACCCUACACGUCCGUGAAGCGUGUCGUACGUAAGGAGACAAAAGAGGAGCCACGCAAGCCGACGACGACACCGCAACCGCCACCGCUCAAAGCACAAGUCGACGACGACACCGAGUCCGGCAACGCCGAGGACUCCCUGGAAAGCUGGGACCUCCACGCGUCGAACGCGCGCUGCCCGUCGUCGCUGAAGGUGUAUGUCUACGAGUACCCCGGCAUGCGGGACAUGGUCUGGCACCGGCACGCCGAGGAGCAAAGACGGCAGUGCGCGCAGGGCCCGUGCCGGACGCACUUUAAUGGAGAGCAUUUAUUGGCCCAGUUCACGCUAGAACAUGUUUUGUACGACUUCUUCCGGCAGAGCUGUGUGCGGACGAGGAAUCCCGACGAAGCGGACCUGUUCUUCGUGACCCACUUCGGGGAUAUAUUAUAUAGAGCUACGGGAAGGAAAAACGACCCGUCGCCCUGGGAGCAGGCCUUGCUCGACCUCGUCGAGAAGAACGAUCCAAGGGCCUGGGAGCGCACCUUCAACACGUCGGCGAAAUACUGGCAGAGACGGCACGGCGCGGACCAUAUUCUCGUCCAGCCGGCGCCCGUGACCGGGCUCAGGCACCCCAAAGGUGUUAGAGGAUGGGGCCACUACCUCCAGCAAUUGACGGCGCCCGUCUGGAUCUCGCUGGAGUUGUCCAAGUCCUUCGCGGGCGAGUACCCCGCCUGCGCCCAAAAAAAUAUCGUGGCGCCGUACCCGAUCCCGGGUCGGGGCUGGCACAACGGCGAGUGGGGGAACGUCGCGGCGACGGCCCAAAAACGGUUGUUGGAUCCGCACCUGCCGAGCGGUGAUGGAAGACCGUUAACCACGUACUUCCGCGCGGGCGACCACGGCUGCGUGCCCGUGCGCAAGGCCAUCAAGCGCGAGUUCAAAAACGCGGCGCGGAGCCGCGGCGGCGUCGGCGACCAGGCCUUCGUCCUACGGGACCGGCCGGUCAAGAUCAAGGACGAAGACACUUUCAGGAGACGCGUCGCGGCCCUGCCGCGCCAGGCCGCCAUGUUCCUGGCGGAUUUUUGUCCGUGCCCCGAGGGCGACUCGCCGUCGGCGAAGCGCCAGUACGACGCCGUAAUAGCGGGCUGCGUGCCCGUCGUCGCGUCGGACGACGCGCUCUGGGCGUUCAGCAACGAGGCGGGCCUCGACGGGCCCCUGGACCCGUCGGAGUUUGCUUUACAUGUGCCUGAGGCGGGCCUGGCGCAGCGCAACGCGUCGCUGCUCGAGGCGGUCGACGCCGCGCGGAGUCGACUCGACGCGCUGCGUUCGCACGGCUCGAAGGCGGCGUGGGCCUACCGCUAUUAUCCGUGAGGAAAUCAAAUUUCGGGCGCUCCACGCCAUCGACGCGAUAACUCACUGGUUGAUUUCCACACAGGCUACUACGCGCCCGGCGCCUACGAGCACGACCCGCUCGUGCAGGGACGCUUCCCCGACGGCGGCGCGACGAAGGUUCUGGUGCGCGAGCUCGAGCGGCGAGCCCGCGGAAGCCGCUGGCCCGCGUGCGAGGCCGAGGCGAAGCGCCCGCACAUGAAGUUCACCAAACAGUUUUGCGGCGCCGUGCCCGUCCAAGCGGAGCUGCGCAAGUACCGCGCGGCGCUCGCACGCGCGCCGAACGACGCCGCACGCGCGCCGAUCCGUGCCGCGAUCGCCGCGUACGAGGCGGGGCGGAUCUACCGGUGAGAACUAGUAAUUUUGUUGUCAAACUUA